Geodia barretti is the source of this 308-nucleotide messenger RNA. The record is from the annotation of a GenBank genome assembly. NCBI's taxonomy places the organism in Eukaryota, Metazoa, Porifera, Demospongiae, Tetractinellida, Geodiidae.
UUGCAGAUGAGGUCGGAUCUUAACUGACACAUGUGGCACUGUCACUGAGAACUAUGGCACGUAUUCUCGCUGCCACAUUCAUCAUCAACUGUCUGAUAGGCCUACACCCUGCUUACACUUCUGGUGUAUGUGAGCCGCCUUGUGGUGCAAACGGAAGAUGCAGUGUAGCCACUGGGAAGUGUGAGUGUUACCUGGGAUACACCGGUGACACUUGCAGUGAAGAAACACUGCCCUGUAAUGGAGGCUGUGAACCGGUUUGUAAUGACACCGGUGAUGGAUGUUUUUGCUCCUGUCCCGACGGUUUUGAU